UUCUCCCCUGCAGCCACAGAGAAGCGAGUUGCUGGAGAGGAACAGGGUGUGGGCGAGGGAUGGCCCCUCCCAGGAAAUCUGAUUUUAAACUCCUGCAGUUUAAGGUUUUGCAGUAGAGGCUGACGACUCCCUCGGGCCCUGACACCAUGUACACAGCGAUCCCCAAAAGCGGCUCCCCUUUUGAUGCCUCGGUGAACCAGCCGGGCCUGCACAUCUGGCGGGUGGAGAAGAUGAAGCCGGUCCCAGUGCCGGCAGAGUCCAAGGGCAUCUUCUACUCGGGGGACUCCUACCUGGUCCUGCACAAUGGGCCGGAGGAGCAAGCCAACCUGCACAUCUGGAUCGGCCAGAGCUCCUCGCGGGAUGAGCAGGGGGCCUGCGCCGUGCUCUCCACCCACCUUAACACCCUGCUGGGCGAGCGGCCCAUCCAGCACCGCGAGGUGCAGGGCAACGAGUCUGAUGUCUUCAUGGAGUACUUCCCCCGCGGCAUCAAGUACCAGGAGGGCGGUGUGGAGUCCGCCUUUCAAAAAACCCAGUCCAGCCAGGGCUCCGGGCCCAUCCGCAAACUCUACCAAGUGAAGGGCAAGAAAAACAUCCGGGCCACCGAACGGGAGCUGAGCUGGGCCAGCUACAACACCGAGGACUGCUUCAUCCUGGACCUGGGCGAUACCAUCUACACAUGGUGUGGGGAGACAUCCAACAUCCUGGAGCGCAACAAGGCCCGAGACCUGGCACUGGCCAUCCGGGACAGCGAGCGGCAGGGCAAGGCCCGGGUGGAGAUCGUGUCCGAUGGGGAGGAGCCGCCUGAGAUGAUCCAGGUGCUGGGUCCCAAGCCCGCUCUGAGGCAGGGCAGCCCCGAGGAGGACGUCACGGCGGAUCAGAAGAACGCAGGGGCAGCUGCUCUCUAUAAGGUAUCGGACGCGACAGGGAAGAUGAACCUAACCAAGGUGUCCGGGAGCAGCCCCUUCAGCCAGGGCCUGCUCUGCACCGACGACUGCUUCGUCCUGGACAACGGCCAGUGUGGCAAGAUCUACGUGUGGAAAGGUCGCAAAGCCAACCAGCAGGAACGGGAGGCAGCCCUGAAAGUGGCUGAGGAUUUCAUCUCCCGUAUGAAGUACUCCCCAAAGACCCAGGUGGAGAUCCUGCCCCAGGGCCGUGAGAGUCCCCUCUUCAAGCAGUUCUUCGCAAGCUGGAAGUGAACCCGGUGCCUGCCCCGAGGCUGCCCAGCACAGCUUUGUCUCCAGGCCUGCCCUCCGCUCUGUAGCCACCAGGCAUCUCAUUAAAUGACCUGUGCAGGGA
Gopherus flavomarginatus (Mexican gopher tortoise) is the source of this 1296-nucleotide messenger RNA. RefSeq names its product capping actin protein, gelsolin like (gene CAPG). Gene Ontology annotation, biological process: actin filament severing; barbed-end actin filament capping; actin polymerization or depolymerization. NCBI's taxonomy places the organism in Eukaryota, Metazoa, Chordata, Testudines, Testudinidae. Bases 147 to 1196 code for a protein of 349 amino acids. The transcript is spliced from 10 exons. The record is from RefSeq and is a predicted model, not a curated record. Gene Ontology annotation, molecular function: phosphatidylinositol-4,5-bisphosphate binding; actin filament binding. Gene Ontology annotation, cellular component: cytoplasm; actin cytoskeleton.